This is a messenger RNA of Pelmatolapia mariae (spotted tilapia), 6271 nucleotides long. Its product is annotated as collagen alpha-1(XI) chain-like. Gene Ontology annotation, cellular component: collagen type XI trimer. The transcript is spliced from 66 exons. The record is from RefSeq and is a predicted model, not a curated record. NCBI's taxonomy places the organism in Eukaryota, Metazoa, Chordata, Actinopteri, Cichliformes, Cichlidae. Gene Ontology annotation, molecular function: extracellular matrix structural constituent conferring tensile strength. Gene Ontology annotation, biological process: extracellular matrix organization. The coding region runs from base 293 to 5530 and encodes 1745 amino acids.
GGGUGAAGUUAGAAACACCUUCCCCCAGAUCAAGGGGCUCUUCAUCACCGGUCUGCCGUCUUCAUCCGUCCACCCAGAAGUCAAAGAGCAAAGAGAUCGGUUUGCGGGCUGCUGGGUAUCACCUGUAAUCAGCUGAGUCCGCUUUUAUGCAUGCGCGCUCUUAAUUACAGCAUACAGUGCGCAUUAAAACGCACGGGCGCUGCUAGACUGUUGAAGCUCUCUGGUGCAGAGUCAGAGCCGUGUCCAGAGGAGCGAAGAGCAGCCGCGACGGAAGUGUUUCAUUAAUAAGUUCAUGAUGGAUCGAUGGAGCCAAGUGCGCCUGACGUGGCUGCUGUUGCUGCUCGUCGCCUCGCUGCAUACCUCAGGAGCAGUCGCUCCUGUCGAUGUCCUGAAGGUCCUGGAGGUAUCGGAGGACAUGGAGGGCGUGUCGUUAGAGGCAGGGCUGUGCAUCAGCAGAGAGGGGAGAGAGGAGCCAGACCUCUCCUUUAAAAUCAAUAAGAAGAUUCAGCUGAGUGCUCCCACCAUGCAAUUUUUCCCUGAUUCUGCAUUCCCUGUGAAUUUCUCAGUGGUGACAACAGUUAGAGCUCUGAAAGGCUCACAGGUCUUUCUCCUCUCCCUCUAUGACUCGCAGGGCACACAGCAGCUGGGCAUAGAGAUCGGCCGUUCUCCUGUAUUCCUGUAUGAGGACCAUGAGGGCCAGCCCCCUCCAGACCUUUACCCCACUUUUAGGAAGGUCAACCUGGCUGAUGGCAAUUGGCACAGAAUAGCCUACAGUGUGGAUGGGCAGUCAGUGACUCUCUACCUGGACUGUGAGAAGCUGAACACCCUUGACCUGCUCAGAGGUCACGACCCCCACGUCAGCACUGAGGGUGUUACCGUGUUUGGAACACGGCUGCUGGAUGAAGAUGUGUUUGAGGGAGACAUCCAGCAACUACUGAUCAUCGACGACCCCAGAGCAGCGGAGACGUACUGUCAGGACUACAUCCCAGACUGUGACGCACCUUUACCCUACAACAGCAUAUUAACAAAGGCCGAAGAGGUGGAGAGACCGCCAAAGAAACACGUGGUCGAAGAAUACGAAGAGUUUGACUUCAGCGACCUCUAUGAUGACUCCUAUGUUUCCACGGUGACCGCCGGUCCAAAUGUCACAGAGUACGAGAUCAUAGAGUACGAAGACUACGACAACACAACAAACUACCACCACGUGAACGAGUAUGAGUAUGAGGAAGAAUAUGAUGACCGCUAUGGACCUGCGGAGAGAGAGCGGGAAUUCUCCAUUAACGCACAGGAUAUACCAGAGAAAGGACAGAAAGGCGAGCCAGGGUAUUUGGGAGCGGGAACACAGAUCACAGGACCCUAUGGACCUCCAGGGCCCGAGGGAGAGCCGGGGCCACCUGGAGUCACGGGACCAGUGGGACCUCGAGGAGACGCUGGAGAGCCGGGUCCUCCAGGGCGGCCAGGCCUUAAUGGUGUUGAUGGGAUACCAGGUCCCCCAGGAAACAUCAUGCUUAUACCGUUCCACUCAGGUGGCGAUCCAAAGACAGGUUCUGUGGUUUCUGCACAAGAAGCACAAGCUCAGGCCAUCCUGCAGCAGACCAAGCUGGCUAUGAAGGGACCUCCAGGGUCACUCGGCCUCAGGGGAAGACCUGGGCCACUGGGUGCACCAGGCCCCUCUGGGCUGAAGGGGGCCACUGGUGAGAUGGGACCACCAGGCCCUCCAGGACAGCCAGGUAUCUCCGGUCAGAAUGGGCGACUUGGGAAACGGGGUCGAGCAGGUGCAGACGGGGGUCGUGGUGAAAUAGGGGAGACUGGAGCAAAGGGAGACAGGGGAUUUGAUGGCUUGCCUGGUCUCCCUGGAGACAAAGGGCAUAACGGCGACAGAGGGAAGCCAGGCCCUGUAGGUCCUCCUGGAGAGCUGGGAGAGAAGGGUUCUCAGGGGCCACCUGGGCCGAGAGGACAACCAGGUGAUGCUGGACCCAGAGGUAUGACUGGCCCCAGAGGUCGGCCCGGUCCCCCAGGCAUGCAAGGCAUUCGAGGAAUUGAUGGGGCUCAGGGUUCAAAGGGAAAUAUAGGGCCGCCAGGAGAAGUAGGAGCACCUGGACAGCAGGGCAACCCUGGAAUCAUUGGUUUUCCUGGUCCUCAGGGGUUAGUAGGGCUGCCAGGAGAAAAAGGUCCUCAAGGGAAGAAGGGGAUGAGAGGCUUGCCAGGAAAUGACGGGCCCCCAGGUCACCCUGGACGAGAAGGUACCCCGGGAGAAAAAGGACUGCCAGGUCCUCCAGGUGUCCAAGGGCCUGUUGGAUACCCUGGGCAACGAGGAGUUAAGGGAGCAGAUGGGCUCAGAGGUUUAAAGGGCAGCAAAGGAGAGAAGGGAGAGGAUGGUUUUCCAGGGGCCAAGGGGGAGAUGGGGGCAAAGGGGGAUGUUGGGGACAAUGGAGCACCAGGGUCUCGAGGCGAAGAUGGACCUGAAGGUCCCAAAGGCCAGUUGGGUCCCCAGGGGGAGGCUGGACUUAUUGGUAUUCCCGGAGAGAAGGGUAAACUGGGAGUACCGGGACUGCCAGGAUUUCCAGGGCGACAGGGGCCGAAGGGAUCUGAUGGGUUUCCUGGUUCAGUGGGAGCUUUGGGAGAAAAAGGGAAAAAAGGCCCUGCAGGACAACCAGGAAGCGCAGGCCAGAGGGGACCAAAUGGUGCACGAGGUGCCAGGGGAGCGAGAGGGCCUACUGGUAAAUCAGGAGAAAAGGGUGCUUCAGGACAUGAUGGCCCACCAGGACCAUCUGGAGAAAGGGGACCUCAAGGGCUACAAGGAAGGAAUGGAGAACCGGGACCUAAAGGAGCAGUUGGUCCAGCUGGGAAAGAUGGGCUUCCAGGUCACCCAGGUCAAAGAGGAGAGCCGGGAUUCCAAGGAAAGACUGGACCCCCAGGACCGUCAGGUGUGGUGGGCCCUCAGGGCAAAUCAGGAGAGCCCGGUCCACCAGGGGACCGAGGUCACCCAGGAGCACCAGGUGUACCUGGAGAGCAUGGUUUACCUGGGACUGCUGGGAAGGAAGGUGGAAAGGGGGACCCCGGUUUACAUGGGACAUCUGGGAAAAAUGGACCUCCAGGCAUGAAAGGGUUCAGAGGGAGCAGAGGAGCCCCGGGCAUUAUGGGACCUCCUGGUCUGAAAGGUGGAUCGGGACCUCGUGGAUCACCAGGAGCCAUAGGGCCAACGGGUGAGAGGGGCCCUCCAGGACCAGCUGGUGCCAUUGGACAGCCUGGUAGGGCCGGAGCAAUUGGAGGACCUGGACCAAUGGGAGAGAAGGGGGAGCCUGGAGAGAAGGGUCCAAUAGGACCGGCAGGUCAGGAUGGGGAUCAGGGACCUGUAGGGAUGCUUGGGGCAAUGGGCACUGCGGGACCUGCAGGAGAGGACGGGGAUAAGGGAGAGCAGGGAAAACCUGGACAGAAAGGCAGCAAAGGAGACAAAGGAGAAGGAGGGCCUCCAGGGCCUACUGGCCCCCAGGGGCCGAUAGGUCAGCCAGGACUUCCAGGUCUAGAUGGUUUGCCAGGUCCUCGGGGCCAACAGGGCAUGUAUGGCCCCAAAGGAGAUGAAGGUCCCAGAGGCUUCAAGGGCUCUACAGGACCAAUAGGAUUACAGGGCAUGCCUGGCCUACCAGGAGAAAAAGGCGAGAGUGGCCAUGUGGGACUGAUGGGUCCACCUGGACAACAAGGACCUUCUGGUUCUCAAGGACCUAUUGGGGGGCAGGGGCCACCUGGUCGUCCCGGGAUGAUUGGGCAGCCAGGUGUUGUUGGAGAGAAGGGUGAGGAUGGUGAGGCAGGUGAUCCUGGACCAGUUGGUGUUUCAGGAAAGCCAGGAGCAAAAGGAGAACAAGGGGAGAAGGGAGAUACGGGUCCUUCAGGAAUGUCUGGUCCUCCAGGAGCUAGAGGCACCCCAGGGGAGGAUGGAGCCAAAGGCAAUGCUGGUCCUAUAGGUCUGACUGGGGACCUUGGACAGCAGGGAGAGCCUGGACCCAACGGUGUUGAUGGCCUCUCUGGAUCUAAAGGAGACACAGGAGAUCCUGGAAAACUUGGACCCCCAGGGGCACCCGGGGAACCUGGACCAUCUGGACCUCCAGGGCGAAGGGGCCACAUGGGGAAACCAGGAAAGGAAGGAAAAGCAGGCCUGAAAGGAGCGAAGGGUGCUCUGGGAUUGGAAGGUCCCAUUGGGAAGAUGGGCCCUGUAGGAGCCCAGGGGCAUCCUGGCAAGCCUGGUCCCCAGGGUCUGAGAGGGAUCCCCGGGCCUGCAGGUGAGCAGGGUUUAAAUGGACCACCAGGCCAGACAGGACCACCAGGUCCCAUGGGUCCACCGGGUAUAACAGGACUGAAGGGAGACCCCGGCAAGAAGGGAGACAAGGGUCAUGGUGGUGUAAUAGGUCUGAUAGGGCCACCAGGAGACAUUGGAGAGAAGGGUGACAGAGGACUACCAGGAAACCAGGGAUUACUGGGUCCAAAGGGAGAUGAGGGUCCAGUUGGUCCAUCAGGUCCUCCCGGUCCACCUGGUCCUACGGGUCUGUCUGGUGUGAUUGGUCAGAAGGGGUCUAAAGGAAAUCAGGGUCCAAUUGGUCCUAGAGGAGACACUGGGCCUGCAGGACCUCCAGGACUCCCAGGACUACCAGCAGCUGGUGUGGUCCCUCUGCCACAACGAGGCAGAAGAAGGAGAAAUCACUCCUGGGUGGAUGGUGCUGCACUUGAAGAUGAAGAGGAUGGGGAGGAGGAGGAGGCCAUAGAUGGGGGAGAGGAGGAAAUGAUGCAAGGGGAUCAGGCGGAGCAGGACAGCCAGCUAAACGAAAAGAAGGGCCAAGGCAUGGAGGAAGUGUUUGCCUCUCUAUCCUCAAUGAAAGUUGAAGUAGAAGGUCUGCGCACCCCGCAAGGGACAUAUCACAGCCCCGCCCGCACCUGCAAAGAGCUUUGGCUUCUCCACCCAGAUCUCCCCAACGGCGAAUACUGGAUAGAUCCCAACCAGGGUUGCCAUAGAGACUCCUUCAAGGUGUUUUGUAACUUCACCGCACAGGGAGAGACGUGUCUGUACCCCGACAAGAAGUUCCAGUCGGUAAAACUAGCAUCCUGGAAAGGGGAAAAGCCUGGCAGAUGGUACAGUCAAUUCAGGAAAGGAAAACAGUUUUCCUACUCCGGGUCAGAUGGCGUUUCAGUCGACAUUGUCCAGGUGACCUUCCUGAAGCUGCUAAGUGCCACAGCCAAGCAGAUAUUCACCUACCACUGCCUUAACUCUGCUGCUUGGCUGCACACCGCCACGUACAACCACGAAUACGCACUGCGCUUCAGAAGCAGCGACGGCGAGGAGCUGACAUACGAGAACACACAUUACAUCACUGCACUAUACGACGGGUGUCAGACACGCUCAGGGCAGGAGAGGACAGUUUUGGAAUUUGACUCUCCGCUGUCCAACACGCUUCCCAUCAUCGAUGUAGCUGUGUCCGACUUUGGAAAUAAGAACCAGAAAUUUGGUUUCGAAGUUGGCCCGGUCUGUUUCAACGGUUAACAGAGUCAGGGAGUAAUUUAAAGGGAAAACGAGCCAUGGACAUUUUUUACAUGCAGGGAAAAAAAGAAAAAAAACUAGAUUCAAAACCACAUAUUUAUAAGUUGAUAUACCUACAACAGUGUUCCUUCUUCUGUACACACACUCGUUUGCAUACUCUGUCCUUCAUUCACACAGCCCUGUCAAGCAUUCUCACUGUGGGCUUACAUGCUGUCAUUAAGAGAACUGCAUACAUGUACUGAUUGUUAAAAACCCCUCAGCGACACUCAUUUUGUCUUCUUUUCUUUUUGAAGGAGUAAGUGGUGCUCUCACAGUUUCAUUCGUGUCCUUCUGUUCUUACAAAUAAUGAGCUGUGCACUCAAAUCUCAUCCAUAUGUAGUCACACAGAAGCAUGUUUCUGCAAUGUUCAUUCUCCAUGUUCUUCAGCAUUGUCAUCAAACCUCAAUUUGUUGUGUUGUUUUUAUCUGUUGUUGUUGUAAUUUUGCAAUUAUGCCAAUCUGUUAUGUCAUGUAUAUUGGAGUUUAAUUCAUCAUGGUGCUAUAAUGGAGCUCCUUCUGGAGUAAAUGUUUUUUAAAAAUGGGUACUGGGGCAGUGCAUUUUUUUCUUUUUUUUCAACAUUGUGAAGCCAUGUUUAAUAUUUUUUCUGCUUAACAACCUGUGGUGUGUGAUUGCCUCGAGAUCUUUCUAUGCAUAUAUGUGUGGGGAAGUGACUGAUUAACAUAUUUUAAUAAAAGUACACGAUGU